AUGAUGGACCCAGACCUCAACAAUAAGCUCGAUAGACUACUCACUCUAUUGGAAGCACAGCUAGAGCUUACCAGACAGGGUCAUCGAGAGGAACGAUUACAACGAGCUCAACUGAGCAGGGAGGAGACAAUGGACCUCUCUCACUCAGAAGACCAAGCAGGAGGAGGAGAUGAGUCUAUGAUAGGAGACCCACAUACCCCUACUCCAGCUCCACGACCAAGACGAUCAGUCUCAUUCAACCUGGAUGAGCAGGAGGACAUCAACUAUGAGAAGUAUGCUUCACCUACUGGGCCAAGAUAUGUCAAGACUAAGCUGGACCCCUACAGCAGGACUAGGACGGACCCUUACCCCCUGGACCACGAGGAGGAUACCAGCAUCAUGGCAGAGCUUAACCGGUCAAAGCCCAUCGCCACCCCCUUUCCAAAGUUCAAUCCCCGAGACAUGGAGAUCUUCAUUCUAGAAGCCGAAGCAUGGUUUAAGUUCAACCAGGUGUAUGAGCAGUCUAGGAUGAUCAAUCACAUGGGUGCUCAACUGGAAGGGACAGCAAGAGAGUGGUGGACCUCCAAGCUCCGUAUUGAUAGAGCUAGAGAAGGAAGGUUGUUCAAUGAUUGGCACUACUUCACAGAGCGACUGUCAGAGCAGUUCAACCCACGCAAUGCUAGGAUGGAGGCAUACAACAAGCUGUUGGCUCUCAGACUCACAAGUGAUGCUCCUGGUGCCGCCACACGUCAUGUAGAGCGGUUCAGAGACUUGGAAGGACAGGUCAACCUAGAUGACAAUGAGCUAGUGAUUGAUCUCUUCAGAGGUAGUCUCACUCGUAGCAUACAGGAGAAGUUCGAGAGGAAUCCACCUGGGAAGAGAUGGGAGUGGUAUCGAGAGGUCGAGGAGAUCGAUCGACAGAGGAUGUAUCACGAACCGGCCCUACGGUUGGCGAUGACGACGAGGGCGAGAUCGAGAGGAGAGGCAGAGGAGGCUACCAGACUUCGGAAGGAGUAG
Messenger RNA from Ustilago hordei, 996 nucleotides. RefSeq lists its product as uncharacterized. Bases 1 to 996 code for a protein of 331 amino acids. The record is from RefSeq and is a predicted model, not a curated record. The transcript has a single exon. NCBI's taxonomy places the organism in Eukaryota, Fungi, Basidiomycota, Ustilaginomycetes, Ustilaginales, Ustilaginaceae.